This is a messenger RNA of Entrophospora sp. SA101, 615 nucleotides long. The record is from the annotation of a GenBank genome assembly. NCBI's taxonomy places the organism in Eukaryota, Fungi, Glomeromycota, Glomeromycetes, Entrophosporales, Entrophosporaceae.
AUGAAUCCAACAAAUAAUUCCAUUGAAGAAAGCAAUUAUCCCAAUGAUCCCAUUAUUAAAUACACCAACAAAGGUUCAGUCAGUAGUAAUUUCAUUUAUGAAAUCAAAACAACAUUUGUAAAAAAUACCAUAACAUGCUCAAUUAAUUAUAAUGAAAAUAAUGAUCCUGUUUAUCAAAUUGAUUGGGUUGAUGAUGUUAAUAAAUUUAAUGUAAUUUCUAUAAAAUCAGCAACAGAAGCUGUUGAUUUAUUUUUGAAAGAUUAUCGUGAACAAAACCCUCCUAAAGAAAAACAUAUCAGAAAAAAAAUUGAUUCUUUUGAUAAUUUAUCAACUUCAACUCAGAGAUCAAGGGUUAUAUCAAUGGGCCAAAGUAUACUGCAGACAUUUGAAAAUAGUAAAUCAUCUGCUUUAAAUAUUAAUAAAAACUUGGAACAAGCAACAUUGGUCAAAACAACAUUUGAAACAAAUGGCACUCAAUAUGAACUUACUUAUGAUAAAAAAAAUUCAAAUGCUGAAGAAGAAGCUAUUGUCAAAGUAUUAGAUGAACAUAAUAUUGAAGAAGAAAUAAGUGAAAAUAUACUAGUAGCAGAAGAAUCACGUGGAAAUGGAGUUUGA